CUGAGACCAACAGGUUAAACUAAAGCAAAAUUUAAAACCCAUUAAGUUUUAUUAAUGAAGCUUUGGUUGUCAAAUAGAUGAAAAUGUGGACAUUUUUAGAAAUAUUCAGGAUUUGUACUGCGCUUAUUGUGAAUAUUUCAGUUAUAACAGUUUCUACACUUAUUAGAUGUUUAUUUUUUCAUAGAUGGUUUCAUAAAUAUUAUGCAAAAGUAGAAAUUAACAUUUCUUCUAGGUUCCACUUGUGGAUUUCCUGAAAUCGGCGGUUUAGUUGAAGCCACGCCCAUUAAAAAUGCCUACCAGAUCGGAGACACCGUGUCCCUGUCGUGUCCCAUGGGAUCAGAGCUGGACGGCGAGGUGUCAGAGGUCAGGUGCAGCUCCAGUCUGCAGUGGUCGCCGUCUCCUGAUGAUGUUCGGUGCAGAACAGUGCUGCUCACCUCUCCGGCGCCACCUGCUGGUCUGAACUGUAAACCCUGGGAGAAGAUCGGAAAAACCGGCUGUGUCUGUAAAAUGCCCUCUGAGUGCCUGUCGUCUGUGCAGUUCUGCUCCCGGGUCGGGCCGAGGAGUCUCUGGUUGGGCGUCUGCCAGCUGGGGGCGCUGCGCUGUUUGGGGCGCAGCUUCACGCUGGCCGCCGAUACGGACUGCAGCAAACCGGAAGAGGAAACGUUCACUUCCUGCAGCGACUGCAAACCAGGGACGACCUGCCGAGAAUCCCAGCGGAAAUGCGCAUGUCUGAGUCCGUCGGAGUGCCCUGCAGGCCCCGCCUCCCUGUGCGUCAGUUCCGGUGAUGAUGGCGGCACUGCGAACAUGUCGGAGUGUGAGGUGGGAUCCAGGAGGUGCGCAGGCGAAACUGUCCGCCUGAUCAGUCUGGACCAAUGUCCGCAGUAAACAGACACUUUUCUUCAUUGUUUCUGUAAAUAUUUAUUACUUUCGUAGCAGCUGAACUGUAAAUAGAACAGAUCGUUCCAAAUAAAUUGAUAAAUUUCUUUGUUUUUGUACAUCCAUAAGGAUGUUAAUGGUUGGAUUGAUUGUUUUUGUUAUAAAAUUAAUAAAACUGUUUUAAUUCUCUUGA
This is a messenger RNA of Poecilia latipinna (sailfin molly), 1069 nucleotides long. Its product is annotated as complement component C7-like. The record is from RefSeq and is a predicted model, not a curated record. The coding region runs from base 331 to 885 and encodes 184 amino acids. Lineage: Eukaryota; Metazoa; Chordata; Actinopteri; Cyprinodontiformes; Poeciliidae. The transcript has 4 exons.